Molecule: messenger RNA, 2913 nt
Organism: Solea solea (common sole)
Lineage: Eukaryota; Metazoa; Chordata; Actinopteri; Pleuronectiformes; Soleidae
Gene: nt5c3a
Product: 5'-nucleotidase, cytosolic IIIA
Exons: 8
Coding region: 32-1027 (331 amino acids)
Cellular component (GO): cytoplasm
Molecular function (GO): 5'-nucleotidase activity; magnesium ion binding
Source: RefSeq, a predicted model, not a curated record
CGGCGCAGGGUUGGAAAGAGAACCGACCGUCAUGGACCGGGUUGCCGUGGUUAAGGUUGGGGCCGCGGCUAGCGCCAGCGUCUGCGCUUUGUUCGGUGGAGUGGUUCUGGCGCAGUACAUCGUCGCCAAGAAGAAGCGAGCUGGCAAGAAAACCCGUAUCAUUGAAAUGAUGCCUCAGUUUGAGAAGAAGACGGUCCACAUGAGGGACCCAGAGAGGGUGGAGCAGAUCAUCUGCGGCCUCAUCAAAGGAGGAGCUUCCAAACUACAGAUCAUCACCGACUUUGACAUGACGUUAAGCAAGUUCGCCGUCAAUGGCAAACGCUGUCCAACGUGUCACAAUAUCAUCGAUAACUGCAAGCUGGUAACAGAAGAGUGCAGGCAGAAGCUGCUGCAGUUGAAGAAUAAAUACUAUCCCAUUGAGAUCGACCCGCACCUUACCAUGGAGGAGAAAUACCCAUUCAUAGUGGAGUGGUAUUUCAAGUCGCACACAUUACUUGUGGAGCAACGGCUAGAGAAAGACAAACUGCCCGAGGUGGUGAGGGACUCUGACGCUGCACUCAGAGACGGCUUUGAGCAGUUUUUUGACAGCCUGCAUGAGCGCAACGUGCCCGUCUUCAUCUUCUCCGCUGGCCUGGGAGACGUCCUUGAAGAACUCAUCCGCCAGGCAGGGGUCUACCAUCCCAACAUCAAGGUCGUCUCCAACUUCAUGGACUUCGAUGAUCAUGGCGUCGUGAAGGGUUUCAAAGGCGAGCUGAUCCACGUGUUCAACAAACACGACGGCGCCCUGCGGAACACCGAGUACUUCAAACAGCUGAAGGAGUGCUGCAACAUCAUCCUAAUGGGCGACUCCCUGGGCGACCUGAGCAUGGCCGACGGCGUACAGAACACCGAGCACGUCCUCAAGAUCGGCUUCCUCAACGACAAGGUGGAAGAGCGCUUGGACAAAUACCUCGAAUCCUACGACAUCGUCCUGGUGAAGGACGAGACGCUGGAAGUGCCCAACGCCAUCCUCCAGAAGGUUCUAUAACUCCAUGUGGCCUGCCGGGCUUUUAACACCUCCAUAAACCGUCGUCACUGGUGCUGACUGGUCUCUACUUAAACCCCCCUCCACUCAUGUGGGACCCCACCCACCUGAGUCGUCCUCUGACUCUGUACACCACCCCCCCCACCACCACCGCGUCCUCUUUAUAAAGGCACUGGGCCUGAAUAAACACCUCCUGAACAAACUCUUUUAAACAUCCGUGCAGCAGCAGCAACAGCAUGUGUCCUGGAUUGUGUCUGUUUCACUCGUUUACCAUCCUCCGCAGUCACAACAAACUCUCACUCCAACGUCAUAAUUUGCACAUUAGUGUCUUUAUUAUAUUUUAUAUUAUUUUUCCAUAUUGCAAUAUUUUUUUUAUAUAUACCAUGAAUCAGGUGCCCUCAGAUCGACAUAGUCAUUUCCCAGCAUGCCUGUCACCUCUUUCUCCACGCCGCUUCGUCCUUGACAACUGUGGAUGUCGUUUGCAUGCAAAAAAAAGAAAAGAAAAAGGACCUUGGAAAACGUUAUUCCUUACGGGAAAGUGGUGAGAGCAGCGUUAUUAAGAAAUGACCUUAAAUGCAGUAUUCACAUCACGGGAGUCUAUAAUGUGAACAGGAUCGUGCACAGAGAAGUGACAUGUGUAUAUAUAUGUACAUGGUUAUUUUUUUAAAUCUAGUGAGAGCACAUUUUAGGUCAAUAUCAACACACUUGUUCUUGUUUACUUUCUCUGCAUCGCUGAUGGAAGUCUUCUUACGACGGAGUAUUAGGGCCAAACAACAAGAACAAAGUCGUAAAGCUAAGACUUCAUUCUUGUAAUAUUACGACUUUAUUCUAAUAAUGUUACAAAUUUAUUAUAACAUUAUGACUCUCGUAAGUCUUGUAAUGUUACAACUUUCUUUUCAUAAUAUUACGACUUAUUAAUAUUAUGACUUUAUUCUCGUAAUGUUACGACUUUUUAAUAUUACGACUUUAUUCUCACAAUGUUACAACUUUAUUCUCGUAACACUAUGAGAAUAAAGUUGUAAUAUAUUACGUAAUAUUACGAGAAUAAAAUAAAUUAAUAUUACGACUUUAUUCUCGUAAUAUUACUUUAUUCUCGUAGUAUAACAACAUUUUAAUCUUAUGGGUUUAUUCUCAUAAUAUUAUGACCUUUGUAAUAUUACGAGUUUAUUCUCGAAAGAUUAAAUCUUUUUUUCUCUUCACUUUGGCCCUAACACACUGUCGUAUCUUCUCGAUACCAUAUUUAAUUAAAACAAAAUGUUAAAGUAGACCUCUACAGGUGAUUACCUGGAGCUGCACAAGUUAGAUAAAGAAAGAGGUUAAUUCCUGUAGUUUCCAUUAAGUGCUGCAAAGUAACAGUAUACCUUAAGUAUUGUGUCGCAGGUGUGAGGAAACACAGUGUGACCUAUUUAUUUACAGCCAGCAACACCCAGGCCUAUUUAAUGUAUUUGUUCUGUAUUUACAUUUUUUUGGAGGGGAGUUUUUACACUGAAAUGCAACCGUUUAUCUCAACAUGUCGCGUAAAUGUUCUCUUUGACUCUUGUCUGUUUUUAAAUGUGCUGCUAUCACCUGCAUGUGUUGCCUUUUCUUAUUGUUAGCUUUAAGUCAAAGAGAUAACAGACUAAAAUCUAUAAAUUAUAUAUAUACACAUAUGUAUGUACAUAUAUAUAUAUAUAUACAUAUACAUAUAUGUGUGUGUGUAUGUGUAUAUAUAUAUAUAUAUAUAUCUAUCAAUAAAAUAAUAUACUGUAUAUGUAUGUGGGCAUUGUAUGGGAAAUGUCUGGAUUAGAAUUUCCAAACGUAUAGAGUGGUGCGUUGUAUUUUUAUAAGCUCAUGGCUUUAUCUCUUCUUUGAUGGUGUGAACUGAAAAUGCAAUAAAAAAUGUAAUUUUA